Messenger RNA from Aphis gossypii (cotton aphid), 977 nucleotides. RefSeq names its product protein YIPF1. The coding region runs from base 170 to 871 and encodes 233 amino acids. Lineage: Eukaryota; Metazoa; Arthropoda; Insecta; Hemiptera; Aphididae. The record is from RefSeq and is a predicted model, not a curated record. The transcript is spliced from 3 exons. Gene Ontology annotation, biological process: vesicle-mediated transport. Gene Ontology annotation, cellular component: Golgi apparatus; membrane. Gene Ontology annotation, molecular function: small GTPase binding.
UAUCAUUUGUACCACGAUACUAUCUUAAUUCAUAAUUUGUACACAUCAUAAUUUGACAAUUUAAAAUUUUUUUUUAAUAAAUACAUUAAAUUCCUGUGAUUAUGAGUUACUCAAAGACUUAAGUUUAAGUGAAUUGUAUUACUAUAAAUUUCAAACUAUAAAUAAAACUAUGGAUUUUCGUACAUUAGAAAACGAAAAUCUGCCACCUCUAUCGAGUACACCUACCGAAGUACCAUUGCCCAAAUAUCCAAUCUGGACCGUUGAGUAUUUUCAAAAGUAUUUUGAUGUAACUUCAGAAGAUGUACUCGAGCGUAUUAAAGGAGCAUUGAUCCCUACUUAUGGAGUUAACUACUUACAACGUUACAUCAGAGCAAAACCAGAUGUAUAUGGUCCAUUUUGGAUAUGUUUGACUCUGGUGUUUUCUAUAGCCAUCAGUGGAAAUGUUGCAAAUUACAUACAAGUAGCUGCUGAUCAUGACUAUCAUUGGAAGUAUAAUUUUCAUGCUGUAUCCUCAGCAGCCACAGCAAUAUUUUUAUAUGCUUGGUUAUUACCACUAAUGCUAUGGGCAUUUGUUAAAUACAAAGAGCCACAGUUUAAUCUAAGCUACUUGGAACUGCUGUGUUUGUACGGAUAUUCGCUAUCAAUAUUCGUGCCCAUUUCAAUUCUGUGGGUAAUUCAAAUCAAUUGGUUGCAGUGGCUUUUGGUUGCAGCUGGCACACUAGUGUCAGGUUAUGUAAUUGUAUUUUCAAUCAUGCCUUCAUUAGGACAAAAACCAUUUGCGUUUAUAUUCUUAAUAACUAUUUUACACUUGUUUAUGGGAACCGGAUUCAUGUUAUAUUUUUUUCAUGUCCCACCAAUACAGAAGUCAUGAAAAAAAAAACUAAUCAUAUUUUUAUGUUCAUGUAUAAUAUAAUAAUAAUAAUAAUAAUGUAUAAAUAUUUAAAAUACUUAUAUAAUAUAUAAAUGAUAAAUUGAAA